AUGGGCAGUUCAAAAUCUACAUUAAAACAAUCUUCUGCAUUAUCACCAGUAUCAAAAUCAGCCCCAAAUAUUGCAAAAACUUCAACAUCUUCUAAUAAGUACCAACAAAAUAGAAAAAAAUCUGCACCAUCAUAUCCUAAACCUAAUGAUAGAAAACAGUCUGUUAAUUUAACAACAAGAAGGUCAUCUACAUCAGGAAGGAGUUCAUUAACCUCUGAAAAUGAAAAAAAAAAACCUAUAUUAACUGGUCCACAGAGGCAAAUUGUAAAAUACUGUAUGGAUAAUGCCAAAGAAGAUUUAGGUGAACGUAUCUUAAGAAGAAUUGUAGAAAAAAGUUUAGAUUUCCGUUUUUAUCUUGAAGCUUUAAAUAGAACUGAUAGAUUUGAAUUGGGAGAAAGUAUCAAAAAAUUUAUUCAUUCAACAGUAUUAUCUAUUAAUGAUAGUGACAAUAUCCAACAUUUAGCAGAAGAAUUUGGUUCUAAAUUUGUAGCACAUAGAAGUUUUGGUUUUAAACCAGAUUUCUUUGCUGUAACGGCAAAUGCUGUUACAACAGAAUGUGUCUUUCUUGAUGCUGCUGUUCACCAAGCAACUGAAACAUUAACAGCAUGGAGUGUUUUGACAUCAUUCUGUUUUUCCUCUGUUCGUGAUGGUUAUUAUGGAGAGUUACGACGUCAAAGACGGUUGUCUAAUAGUGCACUAAGAUUCAAAUUAUCAGUGGAUCAAUCAUCCACUGAAAAUGUAAAUCCUAGUCAUCAGGAUGUGCAAAAUACAAGACGUUCCACUUCUCCACCAAACUUUUCAUCAUCAGAUGAUGAUAGAAAUGUUAUAAAUUUCUAUAAUCCAACAAAUGAAGAAGAAUAUGAUGAAGAAAAUGAUAAUAAAAUUGGAUCAGAUACAGAUCAAAAUAGAUAUUUAAGUCCAAAUAUGGUUUAUUAA
Molecule: messenger RNA, 936 nt
Organism: Strongyloides ratti
Lineage: Eukaryota; Metazoa; Nematoda; Chromadorea; Rhabditida; Strongyloididae
Product: Globin-like domain and Globin, structural domain-containing protein
Exons: 1
Coding region: 1-936 (311 amino acids)
Molecular function (GO): oxygen binding; heme binding
Source: RefSeq, a predicted model, not a curated record